This is a messenger RNA of Dermochelys coriacea (leatherback sea turtle), 4699 nucleotides long. RefSeq names its product serine/threonine/tyrosine kinase 1 (gene STYK1). The record is from RefSeq and is a predicted model, not a curated record. Gene Ontology annotation, molecular function: ATP binding; transmembrane receptor protein tyrosine kinase activity. Bases 1808 to 3097 code for a protein of 429 amino acids. Lineage: Eukaryota; Metazoa; Chordata; Testudines; Dermochelyidae. Gene Ontology annotation, biological process: positive regulation of kinase activity; multicellular organism development; cell surface receptor protein tyrosine kinase signaling pathway. The transcript is spliced from 10 exons. Gene Ontology annotation, cellular component: signaling receptor complex.
CAGGGUGUACAAUGGAGUUCCUACUGUUUUCACAGAAGAAACACCCCUCAGAUUCAACUCAUCUGCCCUUGCACCAAUGUUAAUAAGAAAUAGUGCCUGGAAUUUGCACUGAUGAUGUUAUAUCAAUGUUGGUAACUGGGGCAAAUCUUCAAUGCAGGUAAGGCCUCACUGGUUCCCAGUGGGCAAGAGUCAUCACAAAAAAACACUUUCACUGACACUAAUUUGCCCUUACUGCCAGUCUCAUUAGAAAGACCAAGCAAUGAUGGACCAGAGAACCAGCAACUCUUUUUCCUACUUCCGACAGGCAGGCUGUAUAGUGAAGAGCUAAGGCACAAUGGCCGAGGGAGGUGCAGGGAGCACCACCACCAUCUGUGCUAUUUCUCUUCUAUGGUCAAAUGAACUACUUCAUUCUCCGGCAUUGUCAAACCAUCAUCUUUUACCACCACUAAAAUCUACCCAAAAGAAAAUCAUAAGCACAACACCAAAGUGUUAAUAGGGAAAAGGUUUAUUCUGCUCCAGGUGGUUGAUUGUGAUCAUAUCAGCAUGCAUCUCUCUCCAAAGCCACCUGCAGCAUGUCAUUGCCUGGGAAACGGACUCUGUGUCUCAACAGCAGGUGAUAUGUAAUUUCCUGUUGUAAUAUAACCACCACCCAUUUUUAUUAAAUAGCUGAUGAAAUAAUCCUGUACCCAUUCGCAUAACUUGAUAGCAGUAAUAUGAAACUCAAAUGGAAGGUUUUACAGUGGCAGCUGAGGUGACUUCUGUAACUGGAAUAGCAGUGUGUGCUGCAGAUCAGGAUUGAGGUGCUCUGACUGAGCUGGGUGUGUGACACAGGACUUGAAUAGCAGGCGGAGCUGCUAGUCAAGAAUCAGAUAUGAGAUGCAUUGGCAGAGCUUUGUGAAGAACUGAAAUAGCUGUAUUGAGAUGAAGAGUUGCGGUAGGUCGGGGUUGAGGGGCAUUGACAGAGCUGUGUGUGAGCCCAGGACUGCAAUAGCAAAGGGGCUGCAGGGUAGGACUGAGGUGAAGUGAUAGGUUUAUAUGCGAAGAAAGCUUGCACUGCCUCUGUCUAUGUGGCCAGCCUACCCAAUGCUAUCAGUCUUUGUCUCCCUCUCUGAGUCACUAAUUCACCCACAAAGGGAGAAAAAAAAGUAGAAUAAAUAUUUGGAAAAAUCUCUGCAUAUUGUCCCUCAGGAUCUGUUCUGCCUGAGAAAGUUUCCUGGUGUCUGGAGCCUUUAGCUUUUGGGAUUUUUUUUUUUACAGGUUCUUUAUUCUGUGCACCAAUUAUUUCUGAAAAAAUAUGACAGAAGUGUGUUACUUUGGGUGUUUUCUUGUUCCCUAGUUUCUCUUUUUCAUUCUUUCUCUGUGCCUCUGUUGAUCUUUCUCUGUCUGCUUUUCUUUCUCUUUCUUGCUCACUAUGUUCUGAGGUCCCCGCCCAGGAUUCUCUCUGGCCUUUGCUGUCAAAGCUGCAGGGGGUAUUUGUAUGUGGAAGAGCCAGGCAGACCCGUUUUACCAGUGUGUGUGUACCAGUCAGCCAGAGUGUUAGAAGUACAAUCACAUGAUCUCCCUGGGGAGACAGCGGAGAAGACUUUGAGGAGCAAAGAAGGGAAGUUGGGCAGGUCCAGGGUACAAAAAUCACCAGGAAGGAACUAGUCCUGGUGGGAAACACACAACAUAGCUGUCAGCACUUUUGUGAGAUGCCUAGGAAAGAAGCAGCAGAUUGGAGCUUCAGGAAAAGGCUACAGUGUCAGUAGAAGGGGGUUAACUCAGUGGAAAUUCCAGAGAUGAAGGACAUGCUCACACCAAACUGAUCAUGGCAGGGGACGUAAGGAGACUCAGACGCGUGCUACUGGAAUGCAACAACAGUGACAAGUUAUGUGUUGUGCGUGAGUACCAGACUGAAGUGAUCAUCAUCCCCGUCUUCCUAGUGGGUGUCUUUGUCAUCCUGUUAGGUGUGAUCCUUUGGCUCCGCUAUCGAAGCUGGAGGUCGAAGCAACAGCAACUGCCCAGAUGCCAAGCUGUUGCCCCAUUGCCAGCAAAGGACAAGAACCAGAAGGAACACAGUGAGUCAGAGAAUACCUGCAUCCAGCUGAGUGAGACAACUGUGGAGAGUCUACUAAGAUCUGCAGCCUUGACUCUGAAGGAGCUAGAAAUACCACGAGACAGACUCAUACCAGGGUCCUCGAAGCUGAUACACAAUGGCAGUUUUGGGGGAAUCUACAGAGCAGAAUUGGAGACUGGGAACCCUGGGAAGACUAAGACAGUCAUCCUGAAAGCCUUACAGGACACUGCUGGACCCAGUGAGGUGAAGAAUUUCCUGGGAAGGAUUAAGUUCCAUCAGUCCCUUGGUCAUCAUGAUAACAUGGUUGAACUGAUAGGAUGUUGUGUAGUCCAGCUGCCUCUUUAUAUGAUCCUGGAGGAUGUGUCCCAUGGGGACCUCCUGAAUUUCUUGUGGACCUGCCGCAGGGAUGUAAUGACCAUGGAUGGUAUCCCGUAUGACUUCACGGAGAGGCAGGUAUAUAAAGUCGGGCAGCAGGUUGCAGCUGCCUUGGAGUUUCUCCAGCAGAAGAAGCUUUUCCAUGGGGAUGUGGCAGCCAGAAAUGUCCUGCUUCAGUCUGACUUCACUGCCAAACUCUGUGGGCUGGGUCUGGCAUGUGAAACCCACACCUAUGGCAGCAGCUGUGUCACACAGAUUGUGCCCCUCAAGUGGCAGGCACCAGAGCGGCUAUUAAUGAAACCUCCCAGCAUCAAGGCAGACAUAUGGUCCUUUGGAAUCUUACUGUAUGAGAUGAUCACAUUAGGGGCUCCACCGUUUCCUGAGGUGCCACCUUCUCAUAUCCUACAACACCUUCAGAGAUGGAAGGUCAUGAAGAGGCCCUCCACCUGCCAGCCAGCUAUGUAUGGUAUCAUGAAGUCCUGCUGGCGGUGGAAUGCUACAGACCGGCCGCCACCCACAGAGCUGAUCAAGCGCCUGCAAACGGCAGCGAAGACCAGCAGUGACCAAGUGGUGCUCCAGGUGCCUGAGCUGGUGGUGCCUGAACUAUAUGCUGAUGUGGCUGGGGUUGAUUUGAGGAGUCUCGCCAGGGACUACACUGUGCUCUGAAGCAUGCCUGUGUGUACUGGGAAGGAGUGGAUUCUCUUUGGGGAAACAAGGGGCUGACCCCUCUGGAAAUCAGAAUGGAGUGUGUGUUGGGAGGGGUUCCUCUAAUUUUUUUUAAUGCAGAAUGUAGUUAGGAGGGUGGGAAGUUCUGAAAUAAACACUAGGAUCCAGAAGGGACUCCCAACUCGCCACUUUGGAAUUGAGAAGUAUAUCCUGCACCACUCAAACACCUCUCUACAUCAUGACUGGCUGCACUGAAGGGGACCAACCAAACAGGAACAAUCAUUCUGAGUGGCCUCAAGGUGGUGCUCAGUUACGAAGUUGUACAGAUUUGAGUGAAUGAAAUCUGUGACAAGGAAGCAUUCCAGUACCACCAUAGGAGAAGGGUGGGGGUGGUAAAAAAUCUUGUCACCCACGACACACCCCUUUUGCUGAUUUUUCUAGUCAUACAUGUGAAGAGAAGGCUCUGACCUGCAGCAAUGGCAACUAUGUGGAUGGGACUGAAAGUUGUUUAGUCCUGCGUUGAGCAGGGGAUUAGAUUAGAUGACCUCCUGAGGUCCCUUCCAACCCAUAUAUUCUACGAUUCUAUGAAAGCUGUCUACAAGGAUUUACAAGAGGUGGACACCAUGGGUGGCAAGGGAUUGCUUGGUUCCAAAGCAUGUAAGUGGGAGGAAACUGGGUGAAAAUGAAUGAAGGGAAAUUACAGAUGGAUAUCAAGAACCAUUUCCUAACUGUGAGGAUUUUUGGAAGUCAUCCUACCUGCCCCCCGCCCCACACUCCCAUUCCCCUCCAAGGAAGUGCUGGAAGUGCCAUUGCUUGAACCUUUUAAAAGAAGAAUAUGCUAUAGGACACAAUCUUGGAGUGGCCCUAGAGAUAAGAAAGUGGAUGGAUUAGGUGUUACCAAAUAAGGCUUUUCCAUCUCUAACUCCUCUAUUGACUGAGGGCCCAAUCAGAUGAAGGGUAACAUUGCUUUUAAACAUUCCACCCCAUGGUGCUUUAUGUCAUAACCAACUGCAGAAUAGUGGACACUGUGUAUUCUGAUAGAAUUAAAUACCCUGAAUGUUAAGGGAUGCAGCAGAAAUAGCUAUAUUAACAUACCACUUGAUGCAGGAAUGUGCCUUGUUUUGUGGUGAGUGGCAGGGGCGGCUAGUUGUAUGGGCCCGUGAUGCCCAGGCUCCAGCAAAUUCAGGGCCUGGGGGCCCAGCUCCACCAAUGUUCUGGGCCAGGUCUCUCCCUCAGCCCUGCCUGCCACCCUGGCCCUGCCUGCCACCCCUGCGUGCCUCUCCCGGAGCGUCCCUGCCUGCCCUGGGCAGUGGGCGGCUUUCCCCUGCAGCUCCACGCUGCACUUCCUCACUGGCCACUGCCAGCUACAAGGGAGUGGCACCGGGGGCGGGUUAAGGCAGCUGCUGCGCCUGCGGAGGAAGGAGGUGCAUGGCAGCCCCCCCCGGCAGGUGACUCCCAGUGGGGAGGGGCUUAUCUUGGCUGGACCUCCUGAGCAACAGCCUGGGGGGGGUCUUGGGUGAGUGUCAGGCUUGGGGGAGGGGCUCCUCUCUCCCCCAGAGCUUGCUGCUGCCAUCAGUGAGAGCGCUGGGAGAGUCCUUCUCU